Molecule: messenger RNA, 2218 nt
Organism: Notodromas monacha
Lineage: Eukaryota; Metazoa; Arthropoda; Ostracoda; Podocopida; Cyprididae
Source: the annotation of a GenBank genome assembly
AGGACGAAAAAAAAAAACACGAUCGAAUUGUCUUCUGCCCGAAGAAAAUCGUUGUGUGUGGAGUUGUGAACGAACUGUGCAUUCAGUAGAAAGCAUCGAAGCCAAGGUGAUUUUUUUCGGAACGAUGGAUCAGAUAAAUGGACAGAAGCACUUCUUCCAAGAGCAGGGAUUCUCCCGACAGGUUUUAUGUGCAACAAUCGGCUCGAUGUGGGGAUUGACGAUAGGACCUGCGUUGGGAUUUUCGUCAGUUGGUUUACCGAUGUUCGAUGACGACGAACACGCUCCUUUCAUCUUGGACGAAUCUGACAAAUCUGUGUUCACUAGUCUCCCAUUCCUCGUGACCAUCGUCGGCUCUGUGGUCGGCCGGUACAUGACAUCUCGUUUCGGACCCCGAAUGCUGCUCGCUGCCCUGCUGCUACCCACAGCCGGCAGUUGGCUCAUGAUUGCAUUCGGGCGCAAGGUGAUCUGGUUCUUCGUUGCCCGGACAAUCAUGGGCCUGUGCGGUGGCAUCGCCAUGCCGAUCGGUCAAAUGUACCUGACGGACGUUUCGACGCCCGCGACCCGGGGUUUCAUAGCGUCCACGGCCAUGCUGUCGCAGCUUUUCUACACAUUCGUCAACAGCGUCAUAGCGUUGUUCUUGUCCUGGCACUGGCUUGCUGUCUGCAACGCUGUGCUGGUGGCGGCGCACAUUCCGAUGGCGCUGUUGCUCCCUGAAUCGCCCACUUGGCUCCUGAGGAAGGCGUCGAGGGAACGAGCCAAGCAUGCCUUGCAGUUCGUCCGAGGCAAAGAGGAAGUUGAACAAGAGUUGAAAGACCUUGAGGUUCGGAUAAUACAAUCCCGGCAGAAUUCCGGUGGACUGUUUGACCUGUUCAAGUUGCAUAAUCUCAAGCCCGUCGUCGUGCUGUGCAUCUUCAUCUCUUUUCGCCAGUUCACCGGGGCUUUCGCCGUAUUUUCGUACACAGUAGAUAUUUUUGCAAGCGUCGGUGGCGGACUGAGCUCCACUGUGUCCACUGUGAUCGUCAAUGCCGUGCAAUUGACCAUAAACCUGGCGUCCAACGGAUUAUCUGACAAAUUCGGUCGCAAGAAGCUUCUCGUGUCCUCGGCUUUUCUCAUGGGCGUUGCUCAUCUUGCCUUCGGAAGUUACUAUUAUCAACAGGACAAGAAUCCGGAAGCACUAGCAGCAUUCGCAUGGGUUCCUCUGGCGUCGUUGAUCUUCUACUGCGUCGGGUUUUCCGCGGGUUUCGCUUCCGCACUCUACGUCCUCAUGACCGAGUUGAUACCACUGAGGGUCCGAAGCACGGCUUCUGCAGUCACAUCCAUACUCAACAACUUCCUGACAUUCGUCGUGAUUCAAUACUAUUAUACUAUGAAGCAUAACUUGACGGAAGCAGGACUGUUCUGGCUUUACGGAGGAGUCUGUCUGGUUGCCGGCGUGUACUGUAUCGUUUUUCUUCCGGAAACGAGCGGGAAAAGUUUGGCAGAACUGGAAGCCACGUAUGCCAAAAAGAAGAAACUGCCUGAGAGUGUCGUGUCCUUCAACGACUCCCUGACAACAACAAGUUCCGUACCUGUAUUUGACAUUGAAAAAGCUUCUCAAACCGUUGUUGGGAGUAGUGAGGCUCAUAAUAACCAUAUGUUUUGACAACGACGAUGCCAUAGACGAGAGGACAUGAACGGGACGGAAUACAUUUUUAAACGGGGUUCGACGGUGGACUAAAACUAUUUUUUAUACCUCCGGAUUUUUGUAUGGAUUUGCAUCUGAAGAUUGGUUGAUAGAAUUCUGCGUAAUUUGAUGGGAGCAUGAAUGUUUUUGUAGACGGAACGAAACUGAUGGAGUUGCUGUGACAAAAAUUCAGAUACUUCGCGCGAAAAUACUGUACUUCAUCUGAAUUCCGGUCGCUUUUAUGUACAGAACGUAUACUAUUGCAUUGCAUUUUUCAGAGGUUGGACUAGAAAAUUUACUGUACUCAUAUGUGACAAGAAUGACCUAUUUUUUAUAGCUAUUUGUGUAUCGAAGAACAAGUUGGAUUUGAACUGAUGUUCAGAUUUAGGCUUUAAAUUCUGCCAGUUUUUCGGCAUGACAUCUCGUGAACUUGGAAUACUUCCGCGACAUUCGGAAAAGUCCAGCGAUUCUAUUUCUGUCCUUUCUUUCCGAAGCACGCGCAUUUAACUGUGAUUUUAUUUCGAAUGAAAUGCAGUACGAUUUUUCUAUUCGCAA